AUGCCCAAAGUCUAUCUCCUCUCACGUACCCUUGAUCCUCUCCUCGGAGUAUUCACAGGCCUUCUCGCUUACUAUCUACACGAAACGAACCCACGAUCGGCACCGCCAGAGGGACAUACGCUGCGCGAACUGGCAGCUUGGAAGUGGGGAAUGGCGAAGGAGAGGCGGGCACAGGCAGCUGGAGCAGCGGGCGGGGAUGGUCUAGAAGGAUUGGCCGGGGCGGAGUGGGAUAGGGGUUGGCUGCGAGCAAGCGAUGCGGACGAGCAGAAUGUGCAGACAGGGGACUGUGCGAGCAGGAGGAGAGCCAAGUUGGGCAAAAGGUGCAGACCCACUAGACCAUGCAACCAACGACUACAACCCAUAGACAUCAUCGCAUAG
Messenger RNA from Dioszegia hungarica, 378 nucleotides. RefSeq lists its product as uncharacterized. Lineage: Eukaryota; Fungi; Basidiomycota; Tremellomycetes; Tremellales; Bulleribasidiaceae. Bases 1 to 378 code for a protein of 125 amino acids. Gene Ontology annotation, biological process: protein secretion. The transcript is spliced from 3 exons. The record is from RefSeq and is a predicted model, not a curated record.